Molecule: messenger RNA, 486 nt
Organism: Scutellospora calospora
Lineage: Eukaryota; Fungi; Glomeromycota; Glomeromycetes; Diversisporales; Gigasporaceae
Source: the annotation of a GenBank genome assembly
AUGUCGGCAUUAUCAUUGGGGAAGAGGCAAAGAGAAUCAGAUAUAAUAGACGCUCCUGCAAAGAAGCAAAAAGUAUUAAAAUCUGCUGUUCGUACAUUUGACCAAAAGACGGUUGCCUUGGGCUCUACCCGCUUCUAUAAAUGUUCAAACCAUUUGCAAGUGGAUUCCGAAUGUAAUGAAAGUGUUCCAAGAGAGAGUGUUUACGAUGCAGAGAUAUUGGCACUAUUUUUAUUGCGACCUGACAAUAAAAGAGCAGAUAACCUCUAUCCUGAAGUGAUUCUUGAAUUACAGGCAACGGGAUCUGUCUCUACUCUUAUAGAACAUUUUAAUCGAGCAAUAAUAUAUGCCGACAUGCUUCAAUCUCGGGAAAUUUGGAUCGUACAUUUUUCUAGAGAGGAUUCUGUGCAUGAUAAUGACUUUAAGAAUGUGAGAAUAAGUGCCAGAUUUUGGAAUACUACUGGCGAGUUUCGUGAAAUUAUAGAUGAG